AUGCAGCGGGACUUUGGAGACCGACACAACCGUCCCAGAGACUUCUUCAUGUGGCAUGACUAUCUGGGUCUCAGAGCCAUGGUGGCCCGGAUGAUGCGCACGGGUGAGAUCGGACAGCUCGAGUCUUCCUCACAAGGCGCGUGGACGGGGCUCGAGGAGCGCUCCUGGUGCCCUGAUGCCACCCCGGGAACUUCAGGUAGCAGUGCGCGCUCGCCGGGGAGCCAGGGCCUCGGGCAGACCGUGGAGAAAACCGUGUGCGGCUUCUGCAAGCAGAAUGGAGAGAGCGCGGAGAUCUACACGAGCCACCGGCUGAAAGCGCGCAACGGCCGCGUGCUGUGUCCCGUCCUGAGGAGCUACGUGUGUCCGAUCUGCGGAGCCACCGGGGACGCGGCGCACACCCGCCACUACUGCCCCGCGCGCGAGCUCGCGCACAUCCCCUCUGACGUCAUCGCCCCUGCAGUGGGCUCGCGGUACCUGCAGCUCGUUAACGAGGUUCCUGUUAAGACCGGAUCUCAGGCCAUGUCAAUGUAA
Ictalurus furcatus (blue catfish) is the source of this 531-nucleotide messenger RNA. It is a transcript of the gene nanos2, whose product is annotated as nanos homolog 2. Gene Ontology annotation, biological process: negative regulation of translation; oogenesis. Lineage: Eukaryota; Metazoa; Chordata; Actinopteri; Siluriformes; Ictaluridae. Bases 1 to 531 code for a protein of 176 amino acids. The record is from RefSeq and is a predicted model, not a curated record. The transcript has a single exon. Gene Ontology annotation, molecular function: mRNA binding; zinc ion binding. Gene Ontology annotation, cellular component: perinuclear region of cytoplasm.